Nicotiana tabacum (common tobacco) is the source of this 693-nucleotide messenger RNA. Its product is annotated as ABSCISIC ACID-INSENSITIVE 5-like protein 7. Gene Ontology annotation, biological process: positive regulation of DNA-templated transcription. Gene Ontology annotation, cellular component: nucleus. Gene Ontology annotation, molecular function: DNA-binding transcription factor activity. NCBI's taxonomy places the organism in Eukaryota, Viridiplantae, Streptophyta, Magnoliopsida, Solanales, Solanaceae. The record is from RefSeq and is a predicted model, not a curated record.
AUGCAUCUUUUUCAUGGAAACAUUUUGCCUGCAGGACAACAUUCAAGGUAUGCUUUCCUUAGCCACUCAAAGUGUGCUGAAAAUGGCAAAGGAGAUGCUGAUUCUUCUUCAACACAUCAUCAAAUCUUUGAACAAGUUAAUGGUGGUUUCAUUAAUGGCCACCAGAUUUCAGAUCAAAUCACUACAACAAAUAAAGAAAAUAUUGAAAAUUCCAACAGUGCAUCAGAUGUUAGUGAACCAAUUAACAAUAGCAGAAGAAGAUCAUCAAGUGUUUCAAUAGAAGCAACAGUAAUGGAAAAGAGACAACGUCGAAUGAUUAAGAAUAGAGAGUCUGCUGCAAGAUCUAGAGCUAGAAAGCAGGCAUAUACAGCAGAAUUGGAAAUAGAACUCAACGGAUUGAGAGAAGAGAAUGAAAAACUCAAGUUACUUGUGGCUCAAAUUGCAACCAGAAGAAAAGAUGAGGAGGAGAAAAUGAAACAACCAACAAAAGCUCAAUGGAUUGCUAACAAACUGAGAAGACUUAGAAGGAUGUCAAGUGUCUCGUGGUGAACAUAAUUGCUUACAAAGGAUUGUAAAAGGAUUUGUUAUGUUAUUAACAAUGUCUUUUUGAUACAAUUAUUAGUCUUUUGUUGUGCAUGUAAGUUAUUGCUUACAUUUGGAUUUACAAAAUAAAGCAACAAUUUAUUUAGGUAG